This is a messenger RNA of Clunio marinus, 228 nucleotides long. The record is from the annotation of a GenBank genome assembly. Lineage: Eukaryota; Metazoa; Arthropoda; Insecta; Diptera; Chironomidae.
AUGAAAGUUUUAUUAUUUGCUUUAGUUUUCGCUGUGAUUUUGAUUGCUGUUUCUGGAAGAGAAUGUCCACUUUGCAAGAAUGGAGACACUGAUGACUGGAACUGUACAUGUUCUGGAAGGAAACUCAAAGAUAAUUGUUCGGGUGCUGGAUUAGGUAUUGGCGCUGUACAAUGUUUGGUAGCACGAUAUUGUUGCCUUUUCCCACAAAUCGGAAAAAGAGAAACUUAA